Messenger RNA from Durusdinium trenchii, 339 nucleotides. The record is from the annotation of a GenBank genome assembly. NCBI's taxonomy places the organism in Eukaryota, Dinophyceae, Suessiales, Symbiodiniaceae.
GAAGAUGCAGUUGACUUCAAAAAGUGCGAGAAGAUGCUGACAGAGGCCAAGUCAUGCCAAGACAGAAUGGAGAAGGACAUGUACAAGCUGAAGCCACGCAUCGAGACAGCCAAAGACAUGGAGAUGCUGGCACAGUUGAAGAAGCUGCUUACUUCUGUGGUUGCCCAAAAGAAGGAUGUGGAUUAUGUGCUGACAUGGCAGGAGUUGCCAGGCGAUGAUGGAGUGAAGCUGACACAUGCAAGCUUCAAGGCAUGGAUGCACCACCUGGCGACACAGACUGAGCAGAACCAAGAGGGCAUUGAAUCUCUGAAAGCAGUCCUCAAAGCAAGGAAGCUGUAG